Momordica charantia (bitter melon) is the source of this 624-nucleotide messenger RNA. RefSeq names its product NAC domain-containing protein 43. Gene Ontology annotation, molecular function: DNA binding. Gene Ontology annotation, biological process: regulation of DNA-templated transcription. The record is from RefSeq and is a predicted model, not a curated record. Lineage: Eukaryota; Viridiplantae; Streptophyta; Magnoliopsida; Cucurbitales; Cucurbitaceae.
ACAAAUUUUGAUGUGUGAAUGCAGCAAAAGAUGAGCAUCUCCGUAAAUGGGCAGUCCCAAGUCCCGCCGGGGUUCCGUUUCCACCCCACCGAAGAGGAGCUCCUCCACUACUACCUCCGCAAGAAGGUCUCCUUCCACACCAUUGAUUUGGACGUCAUUCGCGACGUCGAUCUCAACAAGCUUGAGCCAUGGGACAUCCAAGAGAAAUGCAAGAUUGGAAGCACCCCGCAGAAUGACUGGUACUUCUUCAGCCACAAAGAUAAGAAGUACCCUACCGGAACUCGCACCAAUCGGGCCACCGCCGCCGGUUUCUGGAAGGCCACCGGCCGCGAUAAAGUCAUCUACAGCAACUGCCGCCGCAUCGGAAUGAGGAAGACACUUGUGUUUUACAAAGGUCGCGCCCCUCACGGCCAGAAGUCUGAUUGGAUCAUGCACGAAUAUCGCCUCGACGAAAACUCCACCUCUCACUACCAACAACAAAAUAAUAUUCAUAUGAAGGGUUCGGCGAGUAGUGUUGUGAUGGGAGACGGGGGGCAGGAAGAGGGGUGGGUGGUGUGCAGAAUAUUCAAGAAGAAAAAUCACCACAAAACCCUAGACAGAGACACUCCCAUUCCCAUUACCACU